AUGAGUGAGAAUAAAACGAAUGAGAAUAAUACGUAAGUUUUACAUCAUUCUAGUCUUUGUAAAAGGUUUGCAUUUUAUACCUGCCUCACGUUUAUAUUGUCAUGUUUAAUUUCCUCUUACAGGGUUGGUAUAAAACCGCAAAAGGAAAAAAAGUUUAGAUGGAAAUCUAAACAUGAUAUUUCGCUGUUAAUUGAGGUGAUUUCCACCGAGCCUUACAGAUGGAGACAUGGCUCUCGAGAACGCGGAGAGGCCUUUCGAAGAGUUGCUGAAAACCUAAAACUAAUACCUAAUUCUGCCUUUCCCAUCAGCCUCAAUCAACGUGGAGUUCGCACUAGAUUUUUCGAGCUGCUUGACUCUUUCAAGAGGCAAGAAGGCACAGAAGCUAGGGCGACUGGUAUUGAUGCAGAGUUUGAUGAAAAAACACAGUUGUUAAUGGACAUCCACAACCGUAUGAAAGAUUUCGAACUUGGCUUCGUCCAAGAGAUAGAAAAAAAGCAGGAGCAACAAGAGAAAGAAAAGGCAACCACAGAGGAAAUGCGGCGAAAGGCAAGUGUUUUACUCGGGGAAACUUCACAACGAAAAGAGCUAGUUACCCCAAGCAAAAAAAGAAAGUCUACUGAGUUUGUGGAAUACUUAAAGCAAAAAGAAGAGGGCAACAGACUAAAUACAGCAAGGCAGCUAAAUAAUCGCGAGGAAGAAUUAAAAUUGGAAAAACAAAAGCUAGAUUUACAACAAGGGAUGCAAAAUCAAAUGUUGGAGCAAUUGAGAAUGCAGCAACAAUCUCAAGUAGCAAUGUUUAAUUUGUUUCAAACCUUUUCAGAUAAGUUCAAGUCCCAAUAA
Molecule: messenger RNA, 840 nt
Organism: Paramuricea clavata
Lineage: Eukaryota; Metazoa; Cnidaria; Anthozoa; Malacalcyonacea; Plexauridae
Source: the annotation of a GenBank genome assembly